Panicum virgatum (switchgrass) is the source of this 5098-nucleotide messenger RNA. RefSeq names its product G-type lectin S-receptor-like serine/threonine-protein kinase SD2-5. The record is from RefSeq and is a predicted model, not a curated record. Bases 2625 to 4892 code for a protein of 755 amino acids. Gene Ontology annotation, biological process: protein phosphorylation. The transcript has a single exon. NCBI's taxonomy places the organism in Eukaryota, Viridiplantae, Streptophyta, Magnoliopsida, Poales, Poaceae. Gene Ontology annotation, molecular function: ATP binding; protein serine/threonine kinase activity.
GUUUGAGAUGCCCUGUUGCAGUGUUGCUAGCUGUCUUCAUACUGUGUCAUUUGUCCGGCACCAAGAAUUGCAGCUUGUUUUCACUCCUUUCCUGCUACUACUUUCCAUUCAUUGAGCUAGAAGCCUAGAGCUGAUAUGAAUUGAUCUCUCUGAGGAUUAAUCUACAAGCAUCACUGAUAGCAACAAUCAUAUGAUCCUGAUCUUCAUAAUGGUGAUUCAUGAUGCUCUGGUUGCGCGCAAUAUCAACCCUCUCAGCAUUAUCCAAUCACCAUUUCUCCUAGACCAAAGACGACCAAGUAACAACCUUACUAAUAGUGAGCAGAAGUGUUUCCUGUGGUCCUGCCUCUCCAAAUCCUGCAUCCUGAAACAGGGAAACCUAUAGCACAUGACCACGAUUCAUCACAUCGUCCCUUUGCAUUCCACAAGUAUCCCAGAUGCAGCACAAAUCUGGGGAACUAGAGAGAUAGCUGCAGUGCAGAGUCCUCGAUGUGGCAUUUCGUCGAACAUGAGGCCUGCCACCCGACGGCAACGGUUCCGUAAGCCGAGCUCGUCAGGGAAAAGGAAGGCCUCAAUCCCAGAUCUCAGCAACCGGGAAAAGUGAGAGUAGUUGAAGCGUGAGCCAGUGCAGCGCGCGGUGGAUGACAGGGGACCGCUGCAGGGGACUGGGCGACUGGCCGGCGCGAUCGCGGCCGCGGCCGCUCAGGGGUGAAAACAUAGCGUGGCAUCGUCCGUGGAGUGGUGACUCUCUGACGUGUGGGCCAGCACAACGAAACUACCAUUGAUGACUGAUCAGCUGCGCAGGGAGAAGCGCUACAUCAAGACUGAGGCUUCUCAGGGACUAAACUUAGUACCCGUCGCAUUAAAGAAAAUCUUGGUAUUUUAGGGUGUUAAAUAAAAUUUGUUGAUAAAAACUUUUUGCACAGAUGGAUGCUAAUUCGUAAGACGAAUCUACUUAGACUAAUUAAUCCAUGAUUGCUAUAGUGAAGCUACAGUAACCAUCCACUAAUUAUAGAUUAAUAUACAUCAUUAAAUUCGUCUCGCCGUUUAGCCCCGAGUUUCUACAAUUAAUUUUCUAAUUAGACUUCAUUUAAUAUUUUAAAUACUAAGAUUUUCUUUGAUGUGACAUAAUUUAAAGUUUAACCUCUGGACCCAAACAUGUGUGAUUUUUUAGUUUCAGCCAUUAAGUCCAGUCACAUCGCAUGUUUAAAUACCAAUUAGAAAUACUAAAUAUAAAUUUAUUAUUAAAUUAAUUUCAUAAGUCAUGGCUGAAUCAUGAGAUAUAUCUAUUAAAUCUAAUUAGUUCAUAAUUUAAUAACUAAUUGCUAUAGUAACCAUCUGCUAAUCAUGUAUUAAUUAUAUUUAAUAGAUUCGUUUAGAGCCCUAAUUAUAACUUAUGUAAUUAAUUUUAUAUUAAGUUGAUAUCUGAACAUUCGAAUUGACAUCGAGCAUUCGAUGUGACAGCUAAUUAUUAAAAGGCUAAUUGAAAAUUUUCAGGAUAUUAUAGUCUUAGUUUGUCUACUUUAUGGUGUCGAUGAUACAGGCAAUAUUGCUAUCAUGUCAUGGUACCUAACAUUUUGAGAUUAUCUAUAGGAUGGUGUUGUUUAAUCAGGUGUUGGCCCCAAGUUCAGUCAGGUGCUUCGUGCUCGCUGAAAAAAGUUCAGUUCCCGGUAUGUCACCAUAAUGGGCAGCAUCUUUUUUUUUAUCUAAAAAAAAAGAUCCGGUCAGAUUCCAGCUUUUGCAUUGAUAAGAAGAAACAGUUUUACAGACGGAGAAAGCGCAUGUCACCAAACAAGGUUCGAUGGAGCAGACCGCCCCAACAAAAAUGGAGAAUAAAAAUUUAUCCACUGCUCCCUCCGUCCCAAAAGAAUGCAAUUUUCACAAAACGAGAAAUCAAACAAUUUCAAAAUAACCAAAUUUGUACCAAAAAAUUACUAAUAUUUAUCUUUUAUCCCACCACAGAAUCAAUUCUUGCCUGCAUGCAUUGCAGAGACCUGUUGAGGAAUAGAAUAGCUAAGCGCGUCGCAGCCUGGUGUUCAUGGCCAUUGGCCAACCAAGACUUGAAAAGGGUCGAAGGUUCACACACACUAUCGAGCCGUUGACGGCCAGUCCACUCCAUGUCCGUGGCCUGGUCUUCCAUGGAAGGGCACACGAAUAAUUGGUGGGGACGAUAGCUACAGUUGGAGUUGAUAGCUGGCCAUGCUCGCAUGUCGGUGAUCAAAUCAUCAGCAGAGAGACUGGGGCAAGGUCCAAGAACACAAAACUGAAAACCCCACUCGGUGCUUGAGGCGGCUCGCACACGCUGAUGCUCGCAUGGCGAUUCCCCGGUUGCUCCUCCUGCUGCUGCUGCCGCUCAUGCCGGUGAUGCAAGCGCAGCCGGGGCCCUUAGGCUACCCUGCCGCCACCGUCCCGAGCAGUUGGGUCAACAGCCCAUCCCUGCAGCACGCUGUCAACUUCACCGACGGCUCCGGCGUCCGCGCGCUCCUCCUCAGCAACCUGUACGACGUCUACCAGGGCCCGUCCUUCGCCGCGGGCUUCUACUGCGCGCCUCCCUGCGACGCGUUCCUCUUCGCCGUCUACAUCGUCAACGCGAACAGCGGCGGGGCGUGGUGCUGCCGCGGAUCGGGAUGGCCCAGGUCGUCUGGGCCGCCAACCGUGGCCGCCCCGUCGGGGAGGGAGCCACGCUCAGCCUCACCGCCGCCGCAGGCCUGGUCCUCCGCGACGCCGACGGCAGCCUUGUCUGGUCCGCCGAUGGCUCCUCCGGCGAGGCGGUGGCCGGGCUGACGAUCACCAGGUCCGGCAACCUGGUGCUGCUCGAUGGCAACAACGCGUCGGUGUGGCGAUCCUUCGAUCACCCGACGGAUUGCCUGGUUCCUGGACAGAUUUUGGCAGAAGGGAUGGUGCUGACACCAAACAUCUCGACCACCAAUUUUACUGCCAACGAUCAGCUGCACAUCACCGUCCGAGAUGCGGGCCUGUACGCCUAUGCCGGAUCCAGCCCGCCUCAACUCUACUACCCAGAUCACACUACCGGAAACCCACCCUUUGCCGAGACAAAGCCUAAGUACGGAUCAAGCUACAUUGCGUUCAUCAACGGGAGCCUCAUCUCCUCUUUCAAUUCCUCUUCGACCGUCAGUGCCGGCGACGUAUUGAUCGAUCUGGCUCCUCCUCGAUCACUGCAAUACAUGAGGUUUGAGACUGACGGGCACCUGAGGUUGUACGAGUGGCAGAACGGCUGGGCAGUUGUGCAGGACGUCCUUGGUGCAGGGGACUGCGCCUACCCAACAGUCUGUGGGCAGUAUGGUUUAUGCAACAACGGGCAGUGCUCUUGUCCUUCCGAAGACAAUUCUAACCUGGCCUACUUCAGGCCAGUUGACAACCGGAGGAUCAAUCUUGGCUGCAUGCCUGUGACUCCAAUUUCUUGUGCGUCGAUGCAGGACCACAAGCUCCUUGCUCUAAGUAAUGUUUCUUACUUCAAUUAUGUAGAUGCCGAUUUGCCUCAGAUGAUUGAUGAAGAGAGUUGCAAGAAGGCCUGCUUGCGGAACUGCUCCUGCAAGGCUGCAUUCUUUCAGUACUUCGGUAACAACACUUCUCAAGGCUCAUGUUACCUGCCAACACAAGUCUUUUCCUUGCAAGUAAAUCAGUUGGAAGUAACGCACUAUAGCUCUUCUGCAUACCUUAAGGUGCAGAUCACACAGCCAUCCCCUAGUCCUAGACGUCCUAGUCCCUCGAAUUCAAAUGGUGUGGUGAAUAGGUCCACACCCACAGGAAAGAGAAGGAUUGUUGCUGGCGCAAUUGCUGGUUUCACAGUAGCAGGAGUAUCUUUACUUGCUGCGAUCAUCACUAGAUUAGUGGUUUCUUGGAGGCGAUAUCAGCAUAGAGAUGAUGACGAUGAAUUUGGAGAAGUACCAGGUAUGACUACUAGGUUCACAUUUGAACAGUUGAAAGUAGCAACCAGGCAAUUUAGCAAAUUGCUCGGGAAAGGAGGAUUCGGAUCAGUUUUUGAGGGUCAGAUAGGAGAGCACAGAGUUGCUGUAAAACAGCUGGAUCGGGCUGGUCAGGGAAAGAAGGAAUUCUUGGCAGAAGUUGAGACAAUCGGAAACAUUCACCAUAUAAAUCUAGUGAGAUUGAUUCGCUUCUGCGCCGAGAAAUCUCAGAGACUCCUAGUGUAUGAAUAUAUGUCGAAAGGAUCAUUAGACAACUGGAUCUAUUUCCGAGAUGCGAAUAGGCCUCUUGAUUGGCAAACGAGAUGCAGGAUUAUCACCGAUAUCGCCAAGGGCCUAGCUUAUCUUCAUGAAGAGUGCCGGCAGCGAAUUGCUCAUCUGGAUAUCAAACCACAAAAUAUCCUCUUAGAUGACAACUUCAGUGCAAAACUUUCUGAUUUUGGUCUAUCUAAGAUGAUUGACAGGGAUAUGAGCCAAGUGGUUACAAGAAUGAGAGGCACUCCUGGAUAUUUAGCUCCUGAGUGGUUGACAUCACAAAUCACUGAGAAAGUUGACAUAUACAGCUUCGGUGUAGUAGUCAUGGAAAUUAUCAGCGGGAGAAAGAACCUUGAUUAUUCCCAACCCCAAGAAAACGUUCAUCUCAUUAGCAUAUUGCAAGAGAAGGCAAGGAAUGAUCAGUUGGAAGAUUUGAUUGGUAUGAAUGGCGAUGAAAUGCAAAUUCACAAAGAAGAACUGAUCCAGAUGAUGAAGCUCGCCAUGUGGUGUUUGCAGAUUGAUUACAACAAGAGGCCUCAAAUGUCAGUUGUUGUCAAAGUAUUGGAAGGUACAAUGAAUGUGGAAGCUAAUAUAGAAUUUAACUUUGUAGCUACUGCUCCAGGCAACCUUGGCAAUGAUAGGAAAUUUUCUUCAUCAGCUCCACUUCUAGCCUCACAUUUAUCAGGUCCUAGGUGAAAUGAACCUUCUGGGCAAAGAUCACAUACAGAAUAUUUGCAUGCCCAGAAUCAACCAUGCUUUUGUUGCACAAAACAAUAUAUUCUGAUGUACUUGGAGGUUUUCCAGUAGUUUUCUCACAGGAAUAUCAAAAUACCAUUAAGUUUUUUUUUUGUAUGGACUGGAUGAAGGAUAUAGAUCCAUUGUUGGGGUGCCAAUUUAAUUUU